Molecule: messenger RNA, 3631 nt
Organism: Aspergillus steynii IBT 23096
Lineage: Eukaryota; Fungi; Ascomycota; Eurotiomycetes; Eurotiales; Aspergillaceae
Product: MIZ zinc finger domain protein
Exons: 2
Coding region: 113-3631 (1172 amino acids)
Biological process (GO): protein sumoylation
Molecular function (GO): SUMO ligase activity; zinc ion binding
Source: RefSeq, a predicted model, not a curated record
CUGGUUUGAGUUGACGAUUUGAUUUUAUUUUCCCUCGCGAACGCAUUCCGGGACUCUGUACAAACUCACCGAUUGCAUUCACCCCCUUAUUUCCCUGGAGAAUGUGUUCGCCAUGACUCCCCACGCCCCUACAGCUCCCCAUGGCCAUCUGCAAUCGUCAAAUACCACCGCCAGCCUUUUUCUCGGCGGCGUGCGGAGAUCGUGGAUGGACAAUCCUGCGCUCUCGCGUUCCUCCGCCAUUCCUUCGGCCUCCGCUGUCCCCCAUUCAACGCCUGCUCGCGGUGCUGCUGUGACGCCCACGGCCACUCCAGCGGAUCUGGUGCGUCCAGACAUGCGAAAUCCUCCCCGCGUGCCUUCAACAUCGACGCCAACGUGCUGGAGCCGGCAGAAUGAUCCCGUCCGCUCCCCUCCCCAGCCUCCCCCACAACCGCAUCCACAAUCCCAAUCCCAAUCUCAACCUCAGCCUCAACCUCAGGUGCUGUCCGAUCCUCAGCCUCAGCCGGCUUUGAUGUCCCCGGCCACCACCGGUCCUUCUCCGCCGUCGCGUCCCUCCAGUCAUCCGCAACCUCCUGCUCCCGCUCCCGAUCCGCCGCCGCCGCCCGUGACCGUGUCGACCAAUCUUCCGCGGCCCCCCAUCGUGCCAUCUCAACGUUCGCCGACUUUUCCGCUGUCUCUGUCAAACUUGCAGGUAUCGUCCGAUCGACCCCAUGACAGUCCCACGAGUGCGAUGGGUCGGGAUGGUCCGCCGCCCGCCGUGGCAACUUUCCCGUCCCCGUCUCAUCCGGCGAGACCGACCCUCCAGGUGAACACCGGAGUCCCGACUCCACCACCGACAAGAUCGAACAGAGGAGGUGCAGGCGAUUCUUCUCAGGCGCCGUUGAAUAAUACGGAGAUGCAAAAUGCGUCGAGAGGAACCCAGAGCGUGCAAACAACCCAUUCCCACCCGGACGUCCCGGCGGUUGCUGCGCGUCAGUCACGCCAACAACAACUACAACUAUACCACCCACAGCAGCAGCAGCAGCAGCAACAACAACGCCAGUCGAAUGCGCAGAACACGUCGACUUUUGUCCCCAACGUUGACGACGCGUUCUUCCAGCACUCGAUCGGCAACUUGAACAAUUUCACGGCCUACUUGGGACGAAUCGGAUACACCGCCGAAACGUUUGAAUUCGCGCGCUUACAGCUCCUGCACAAUGCGUGUGUCAAUCGAGACUGCUUGUACCUUGUCAUCCACCAGGUAUAUUGUCUCUACAGCUUUUCCCCGUCCGAUUUCUUCAAGUUGCCGGGCUUCACGGAGCAGCAGGCGCGGGGUCUGGGGGUCAUUGAGAGAGUAAUGGUGGAGAACAACAAGGUGUCGGGCGAGUUCUUGCGCUGGUGUGCCCAUUUUCCGGGUCAGAUCGCAGUCCUGCUGCAGACGCCCGUCUACCAAAAGGCUGUGCAAGAGGCUGCGCUGUGUCUCGGGAGAUUCUCGGAACAGUGGAAACCCUACAUCGAACAUGUCUUCGCCCGAGAAUUCCCUCCGUUCGUGACGGAGCUUAUGGAAGGCUUUCGCAUCACUUCGAAAUCUCUGGCGUACACCAUCUUCCUGUCAACCUGUCGACAGCUGCCGGGACCCAGUGACGAAUCGGCGUUGGAGAAGGUCUGGAAACACGAUCUGCAGAACUACCUGCGGCGCUGCAUGUCGGCAGAGCGCAUGUCAAAGACUCAAGUCCGGCAGGAAAAUACGGAUGUCAUUCAAAUGUAUCGCGCGCAAUCGCCCAAUCCAGCCGCUUUAAGAACCACCACUGGCAUGACGGCGUCUACCAUGAUGCGACCGACCGGCAUCCCAAGCCCGCAACCCUCUCAAUCCCCGCAGAUGCCUGUUCCGCAGUUGCCCCCGAACCGGCCAGGCGUGGAUACCAGACGGCCGAGCUCGUCUCAGACAUCUCCGUCUUUCGCCGCAUUCCCUCUGCCUGACAGCCAGGGCGGAGCCGAAGUGUCUAGGCCAGGCGAACCGAUGACUGCGACGCCUCAGAUGGCCACAGGAUCCCCGAAUGUGUAUCCGAUGACUGUUCAAGUCCCCCGCCCGCGAGGGCGUCCGCGCGGACGCCCUCGCAGAGCAAGCGGCGCCCAGCACCCACCUUCCAUGUCGACUUCGGGGCCCAGGACCGAUGGCAAUUCACCGCAAAUAACCCCCCCAUUCCAAAUGGUGUUCCCGUCCCAGUUGGUUCAAUCUUUCUCUCCGCGCCAGAAUCCAUCUCCGUUGCAGCGUCCAUUCCCCAUUCCCGGCCAACCGCAGAUGCAAAGAGGCGUAUGGCCGCAACAGAGCCCCCGGGCUCUUGCCAACCAAACGCCUCUUCCUACUAACCCUGCUCACCCUGCUCACCCUGCUCACCCUGCCCAUCAUGCCCAUCAUGCCCAUCCUGCUCAUCCUCCUGGCCCCGCUUCUCUGACCCUACCAUUGCUUCCCCCGCCCGGACACAAACCGUCGACCACCUCGCGACCUCAUCCACUUCGUGAUGCGCUUCACCAGGCCCACCUCCGAGGCCCAGUGAAUGAGGUACAGGCCCCGGAAAAUGAGCCCGGGGCGGGCUUGUUUCAAUACAUUAGUGGUUUCGCCGUGGAACCCGUGCCACUUGGAGUCGAGACGUGCGCGUUCACAUGGCAAUUUCAACUAUCACAAUCCGAUCUUGAUCGAGUUCCGACCUCUCAGAUACCUUCGUUAGGACAGCGCGCGGUGCGUAUUUACAAGGACGGCUCCCAGAUCCACCGGCUACGCUGCAUCCGAGUGAGUCCGUCAGCCUCCGGGGUGAGCGAACAGGCCUGGUGUACCGCCGAGUCGAUCUGGCCUAGCGUGAUUUACGUGUUCAUCAACGACGUGGAGGCUUUCGUGAGGCGACGGGUCCAUAACGGCAAAGAUCUCCCCUUGGACAUCAGCCACUACCUCCGCGAGGGUGUCAACACCGUGACCUUACACUUUAUUCGCAACGCGCCCGAGUCCCAGGAUCUGACAUACGCCAUGGGCGUUGAGGUGUUGGACAUCGUCCGCUUCUCCCGGGCCAAAGAGCUUGCGAGGCCGCUGCCCGCUACGGAGUCUCGCGAGCAGAUCCGAACCCGCCUUUCCUCCCUCGGUCAGCAGGAUGACGAGGUGAGCAUCGUCAGCGACAAUCUCACGGUCGACCUCGUGGAUCCUUUCAUGGCCAAGGUUUUCAGCACCCCGGUGCGCGGACGCUACUGUGGACACCGGGAAUGUUUUGACCACGACACCUGGAUCUUGACUCGAGUGUCCAAAUCGGGGAACGCACCGAUGAAGGAAGACUGGAAGUGUCCCAUCUGCUACCAGGACGCCCGGCCGCAGAGUCUCCUCGUCGACGGCUUCCUAGUCGAAGUGCGCGAGGAGUUGGCUCGCACCAAUCGGCUUGAAACCGCUCGCGCCAUCCAGGUCAAAGCCGACGGCUCGUGGCAGCUCAGGGCCGAAACGGAAGCUUCUGACCGCACCGCCUCGAAGCGAAAGCUCACCGGCAUCAAUGCCCCGGAUUCUCCGGUUUCGCAGAGACCCAGGCUCGAGCGGAGACCGUCCUCCAUUACGAAUGGCGACGCCAGUGCCCAGCCGACUCAUCAGCAACCCUCUGAAGUCAUCGCCUUGGACUAG